CAACAGCUGUUUCGAGUCGAGCGGCUUUACGUUCAUCGAACACGUGAAGACGUUUCAUUAUGUUUUACGUUACCGAACGAAACGAAACGUCAAACUAAUAUUGUAAACAACAUAGUGUAUCAAUUCAUUUAUCGAUGUUUUUGGCGGUGAAUGUAAAUUAGCUAUGAAACUAUUUCCAAAGCGCCAAAAAUAAUAGCGCGUCUGAACAAGUGAAUUGUUUUGUGUCCAAUUGGAUUUAAAGUUCCGUUAAAGAGUUGCCUCACUUCUUGGAAGAUGUACUGUGUGACUUCGUAAAGGUAUUUGUGUUGUUUAUAAAGUGUAUAUCGCUGUCGAAAAUGAUCAAAUGAUUUUCCACAAAAUACCUUAUCCAUGAAGGACAUUCCCGAUGAAAUUAUGCUGUGCUUAGUGCAAAGUUUUAGAGAUCGAGACAACGGUUAUGGCAAAAGUCGUGAAUCCGUUGAAUGUGAGGUGACUGACAGCAAUAACGUUAAGACUAAAAAGAAAAGUGAAAAGCGUGUUACUUUGGCCAAGGACUCUUACUCUGAAGCGAGUGGACUCAGUGACGUAGAAUUACGAAAGCCCUCCCUAAGUGUACGCAGGUCCUUUAGGGCAUCAGGCGAGAAGUUUCUCAAAAACUUUCCGGACGUUAAAAGAAGCUUUAGUGACCGUUUCUCAGUCAUAUCGGAUGCAAGUGGAAAAAGGCCCCAAAAAGCUUUCUCGACCAUUAGGAAAACUUGGUCGACCGGCAACUUCGCGUCGGGCGCGGGUGGCGGGGUCGGGGCGCCGCGCUCCGCCCCCGCCACCCCGCUACAGCUUGAGCCGCAGGCAAGGGCCAGCAAACACGAUAAGCAUGCAGUGAAGCCGCUCUCGGGCUCAGCGCCGUCGGUGCGGACGGCCGCGCUGGCCGGCUCCGAUGAGACGACGGAGUGCAAGCAGCCCAGCAAGUCCCGUCAAAAGAAGUUCCAAAGGCACUUCCCGCAGGUCGGCCCGGAGGAACGAGUUCUUAAUUAUUAUUCAUGCGCCCUGGUUGGCGACCUCCUCUUGCAGGGCCACUUAUAUAUAACCAAGAAUUAUUUCGCAUUUUAUUCCAAUGUUUUUGGAUAUGUGACUAAGUUAUUAAUACCGACUUCGUCGGUACUCCGCAUCACCAAAGAGAAGGUGGCGCGGAUAAUCCCGAACGCGGUGGGCGUGUGCACGCGCGACGAGCGGCACGUGUUCGGCUCGCUGCUGUCCCGCGACGCGACCUACAAGCUGAUGACGCACGUGUGGAAGGCGGCGAAGGUUCCAGAGCUUGCAGUCCCGAAGCCUCAGGAUUUGCGAACGUCAGAAGCGGAAUUAGAAGCGUCAGAGUAUUCGCCAGAGGAUGACAGCAGUUCCGGUGGUGCAGACCACAUCGACUCCUCGAAGCCCGUGCGACAUGAACCCGAAGUUAUUAUGGCAGCUGCGAGCGCGGCGGUGAUCCAGCCGGCGCUGCUGACGGGCGGCGCGUCGGCGCGGCGCGGCUCGCCCCCCGCGCACCUCGCGCUGGCGCUGCUCGCGCUGCUGCUCGCCUGCUCCGCCCUCUUCCUCGCCUACCGCCUCUACUGCGUCGCGUACCGACCGCACGCCGCUGUGUCGGGGCUGUCGGGCGAGGAGCUGUACGGCGAGCUGGUGCGGUGGCGCGCGCGGCUGCACGGCCGCGCCGCCAACGAGCUGCACGCCUUCCUCACCACCAACCUGCUGCUGCUCACCAAGGUCAGAGAAUCCUUAGAAGCGCUGUCCGGUGUAAUACUAACGGAUAUGGCGGAAGGCGGGGCCAACGUCAACGAUGUGCCCAACGAGACGCUGUUCAGUUAGCGAGUGAGUGAGUGAGUGAGUGAGCGAGUGAGUGAGUGAAUGAGUUAGUGAAUGAGUGAUUGACGGCCAGUGAGUGAGUGAUCAGUGAGAUUUAGUGAUAUUGAACGUACGACAGGAUUCGUUUGGAGCUGAUGGUACCUUUGAGUAAGUUUUUAAAAGCGUUAAGAAGUUUUAAAAGCGUCUAUGAAGUUUCAUAUUAAAAUAUGUUUUUAAUUAAAUAUUUUUAUUUUACAUUAAUGUUGCAGUUAUAAGUCUACUAAAUUACAAGUGUUUUUUUAAUGUAUGUAUUUAUAUUAAUCGACUUAUCAAAGGUAUCAGCAGUGCACAGUUGAAUAGCUGUGAUCCAACAAGUUACAUAGAUUUCUAUAUUAGAAUUUCAUUUGAUAACAUUUAUUUUUGUUUAAGCGUAUCCAAAGAGCGGCUCUUGUGAUUACUUUGUAUAUACCAGUUGAUGCCUAUGAGGCGAGGCUAGGUCACAGUGUCAGACACGUAUUAGUUAAGCGUUAAAUGAUAUCAGUCUUUGAGAAAUAUUGCAAUUUCUAACAUUACUGAACAAAGGAAAAAGCACCCAUAAGUCUAUGUGUUAGGGUCGGUUUUAGUUUGACUCUUCGUUAAAUCUAAGAUACAGUAAAAUGAACGUACUUUUCAUAACUACUAGCUUUAAAGAAAUCAUUAAAAUAAGACGGUAUCACAUAAUUUUUAAUUUAGUAAAAUUUGGAUACAUUGUAAUUUAAAAGAGAUUAUGUAGCCAAUGUGUAGUUAAUACAAUAUUAUAAUUGCUUGCUUAAUUUAUUACGCAUUUCCAAAAGUAGUUAUAAUUUUGUAGUUUCGUUUACAUUCACGUGGAGUGAUGUUGUGUGAUAAUUUCUAAAUUGGUGCUAGUUGUUGUUAAGAUCACGGAAACAUUCCUGUUGAGAUAGUACAUGUUGAAGGUACAUUUAUUUUUAUUGUAAUCUGCGCAAUGAAAUAGAGAUGAGAUGUACUAAAAUUGAUUAAAACUGUUUGUGAAAGGGUUUGAAAAAUGAAAAUGCUUAUGAAUAUAUCUACUAUACUUCCAUUUGAAAUAACAAUAACAUAUUAACAUUAUAAAACACAAAGAGCGGGACUAUUUGAUAUAUUAUGUAUCUACAUGAACUCUGGCAUCAAUUAUUUAUUGUAUGGAAAAUUAUUAUAGUAUUUAUUUCAUCUCUAUUUCAUUGCAAAGAGAAUAUUUUGUAGCCAUGUACCUUUAGAGAGGAUAAAAAUAUAUUAAUAAAGGUACAUCGCUACAAUUAGGUACUUGCCAAAAACUUGAUUUUAUUUCAAGGCACUCAACAUUUUCAAUAUUUCGGUUACACAUAAAUAUCGCUAAUAAAUAAUAUUAUGUAUUUUCGUGUAUGUUGUAAUUUAUUAUUCUAGUCUUUAGUAAAGCUCAAGUUGUCAAUAUGAAGUUAUUUUGUGUACUUACACAUAAGUGGAGCUUUGAUUAGUGAAUAAAAAGUAUCCGGCUACCUUAUUUAAUUUUGUUAUAGUGCUAUCUUUGUCUGUUAUUCUCUAUUCGUAAUAUGUGCGACGGAGAGAACGCUAACCAAAGAUGGCCGAUUUUAGUUGUCAAAUGUCGGAUAUUAUUACCAAACUAUAUUUUUCGAUUGAAUAAGUUUUUAUCGUAUAUUUCCUUGAGUGUUAGGAUCCUCACUCUAUGGACGUAGAAAUAUUUUACAUUAAUUUUAGUACAAAUUGAUAUGGUAUUAGCUAUUCAUUUUUAGCCCUUUUUCGACCUAAUCUUAUCAUACCCAUCAAGGUUGUUUGAUUAGGUUUAUGUUUUAAACCUAAGUAAAAAUACACCUUUAUGUAAUCCUAUAUUAAAUAAGAAAUUUAUGUAAAUCCCGCAAGUUGUAGAACUUAGACCAUAUCAGUUUGAAGCUAUCAAAUGAUCAAAGUUUUAUCCGAAAAUUAGUUUGGUUAGUUUUACAUUAUAAGUGGGCUUUAAGGGAAAUAAAUAUUCAGAGUUAGAUUUAUUUUUCAAUGAACAUAAUGUUUAUUUUUCUUAGUAUAUUUUUGUUGCAGAGUAAAAUAAUAUAUUUUUUGUUGGUUUUCAUGAAAUUGUAAUGUGUAUUAUAUUAUGGUGAACAAUUUUAUAAUCGCAAUUUAUGUAAUGUGACAGUAACUGCAUUUAGAUAAUAUUCCAAUGAGAGUUAGGUAAAAAUUCACUUAGGGCAAUGUUUUAAGAAAUUUACAUUAAUUUGAGGCCAGUUUUAAGUCUCAUGUGCUUUAGUUUUUCCAUGUAUUCAAAUAGUUUAAAAUUGUAAUGAUUUAUGUAUUUACACUGUUAUUCUUGUGUUACUGUGACAACUAUGUAUUGCUAUGACCACGUUACCACUAGUGCCAAAGUGGUAUUUAUUUAGCUAGGCUGUGUAAACUAUUUCCUAAGAACACAAUAAAUGUUAUUGCCAAAGACAGCUAGACUAUCAUACUAGUUGAUACAUUCAUCUUAUAUUUGGAUAUUUAGCGCUAUUUUGGUAAAAUGUAUAUAAAACUGCAUUCGUAAACUAAAUGAAAACGGGUUUUAUGUAAAUGUUUGUAUAUCUUUUGUAUACUUAUUACAAUGGCUGUAAGGUAAUCAUGUGGAAUCAAAUGUACAAUUAUGUAUUAUAAUAUGGAUUUUUGCAUGUUUUUUGUUGAACAAUUUUGAGAAUCAAACCCAUUGUAGAUGUGUAUUGGGAUCGAUGAGUUUUUGUUUAGUUUACGAUUGCCAAUAUUCGCUUAAGCCUGUUUUCGGUAAUUGUAAUUAUUAGGCGAAUCGCGAUGUAUAUUGGUCGGAGGAUUUUUCUACAAAUUGUUAUGGGUUUUGUUGUAAAUCGGUCAUUUGUAUAUACGAUUCAAAGGGUUCAGUUGUUAUUCAGAUGUAAAUAAUAGAUAGCGGAUUUUAUUGAA
This is a messenger RNA of Colias croceus (clouded yellow), 4749 nucleotides long. Its product is annotated as membrane-anchored lipid-binding protein LAM4-like. Gene Ontology annotation, cellular component: endoplasmic reticulum membrane; plasma membrane; endoplasmic reticulum-plasma membrane contact site. Lineage: Eukaryota; Metazoa; Arthropoda; Insecta; Lepidoptera; Pieridae. The transcript has 9 exons. Gene Ontology annotation, molecular function: sterol binding; sterol transfer activity. Gene Ontology annotation, biological process: intracellular sterol transport. The record is from RefSeq and is a predicted model, not a curated record. Bases 370 to 1836 code for a protein of 488 amino acids.